GAAGUGUUUGAGGCAGCGGUAGAAAGUCUACUGAAAUCAAUGAUGCAUCUUGAAGUUAUUGGAACAUCAGCUGAUCUGUUGACAUUGCUCAUUGAUCCGUUAUCUCUCUGAUUUUGCCAUCUGAAUCGUCAGUCGAAUCAAAGGAAAAGGGCUCUCUAGUCUCUACCGUUGCGGUUCCUAAUCAUAUACUCAUUGCCUUACCCCUCUCGGCCUCAAAGAAUUCCAUAGAUACAUUAUCGAGAAGGAACAAAAAUGGGGGUAGAUGAUGAGCUGCUGGACAGCAAGGCAAAGAGAAUGAGAGAUUUGCUAUCGAGUUUCUACUCGCUCGACCCAUCUUCGACUUCUGCUCCUCCGAAUGCUUCUUCCAGAUUUGCCACACUGGAUACCAUUAACACCGCCUCCUUUGACGCUGAUCAAUACAUGAAUCUGCUGGUUCAAAAGUCUAAUUUGGAGGGAUUGCUGCAGAGGCAUGUUGAAAUGGCCGCUGAGAUAAAAAACUUAGACACUGACUUGCAAAUGUUAGUAUACGAGAAUUACAACAAGUUCAUAAGUGCAACAGAUACAAUUAAAAGGAUGAAUAAUAACAUAGUAGGCAUGGAAACAAAUAUGGAACAGCUUCUUGAAAAGAUAAUGUCUGUGCAAUCUAGAAGUGAUGGGGUUAAUACUUCUUUAUAUGAAAAGAGAGAACACAUAGAAAAGUUGCACCGCACAGGGAAUUUUCUUCGUAAAGUUCAGUUCAUAUAUGACCUACCCACUAGACUAGCAAAGUGUAUCAAAGCAGAAGCCUAUGCUGAUGCAGUGAAAUACUAUACUGGAGCAAUGCCAAUCUUUAAGGCAUAUGGGGAUUCAUCUUUCCAGGAUUGUAAGCGAGCAUCAGAAGAAGCAGUGUCUGUCAUUGUGAAGAACUUGGAGGGAAAGGUGUUUUCUGAUUCUGAAUCUAUUCAAGCAAGAGCUGAGGGUGUUAUGCUCCUCAAGCAGCUAAAUUACCCGGUUGAGAAUUUGAAGGUGCAACUAUAUGAAAAGUUGGAACAGUUCCUUGUGGACCUGCAUCUCGAAUCGAAGGAAUUAAAGCAUAGUUCUUUGAUUCAUGAUCCCCCCCCUGACCAAGGAAAUAUCGUAGACCCAACUUCUUUUCAACAGGCUUCUAUACGUGAAUUUGCUGAGGCAAUCCGUGCUUAUCAAGUUAUCUUCCCUGAUUCCGAGAAGCAACUUGUUACACUUGCAGAAGAUUUAGUUAAGAAGCACUUUGAGGCCAUUGAACACCAUGUCAAGAAGCUUCAGUGCACAGAUCUAUUAUCAAUUUUGCGGGUUAUUUGGACUGAUGUGCUCAUUAUGGAUGAAGUGUUACCGGAGGCUGGUCUGAUUAACUUCUUAUUGGAGGCUGCUCGUGUUUCAAUUAAACAAUAUGUCAUCAGCAGAUUCAGUCAUCUUCUUUUUGAUAUAUCAGGAGCUCUGGAGAAGCUCCGAGAUAAACAGAAGGGAGUACAGGAAGAAUUUACAUUGCAGGCAGCACUUGAGUCCAGUAAAAGAGCGUUAUCUGAAGGCAGCUCAGAUGUGUUACAGGAUUUUCGACUUCUUCUUGACGAGGACAUGGAAAUGCUAUUUAAACUGCGAGAAAUGAUUAUUGACUGGGUGCAAGAAGGAUUUCAAGACUUCUUCUGGAAACUUGAGGAUCAUUUUCUCUUGCUUUCAGGAAAGAAGCAUUUUUCUGGACCUGAUCAAAACACUGGAGUGCAUAUGCAGGGUGACAAAAUUCUCCCUGGACUUGUUCUUGUGCUCUCUCAACUUUCUGCUUCCAUUGAAAGAACUGUCAUCCCUAGAAUCACAGAGGAAAUAGCUGUUUCUUUUUCUGGUGGAGCUCGGGGGUAUGAAAAUGGCCCAGCUUUUAUCCCUGCUGAAAUUUGCCGCACCUUCCGAUCUGCAAGUGAAACAUUCUUGAACAUGUAUAUAAAUAUGAGAACUCAGAAAUUAUCAGUUGUACUGAAGAAGAGGUUUGCGACUCCCAAUUGGAUCAAGCACAAGGAGCCAAGGGAAGUCCAUAUGUUUGUUGAUUUGCUCCUUCAAGAGUUGGAUGCAGUAGGAAGUGAAGUAAAGCAGCUAUUACCCGAAGGGCUUCACAGAAAACAUCAACGUACUGAUAGCAAUGGAAGCACUGCUUCUUCACGCAGUAACAAUCCACUAAGAGAUGAUAGGUUGAGCCGGUCUAAUACCCAGAGAGCCAGGAGUCAGCUUCUGGAGACUCAUCUAGCAAAAUUGUUUAAGCAAAAAAUGGAAAUCUUUACCAAAGUUGAACACACACAGGAAUCAGUUAUGACUACAAUUGUCAAACUUUGCUUAAAAAGUUUGCAAGAGAUUGCCAGGCUUCAGACAUACAACCGGAGUGGGUUUCAGCAAAUUCAGCUGGACUUCCAUUUCCUGAAGACUUCUCUGAAGAAAGCUGCUGAAGAUGAAGCUGCUGUGGACUUUUUACUCGAUGAAGUCAUCGUUGCUGCCACGGAGCGGUGCCUAGAUCCCAUUCCUUUGGAGCCUGCAAUAUUGGACAAACUCGUCCAAGCAAAGCUGUCAAAGACUUGACUGACUAUUCAGACCCCAGAGCCUAACAUCAUCUGUGUUCUUGUAGAUUGACUGCCUUCUCCUUUCUUUAUAUUCUGCUUUACGAUCCUCCAGUUGACUACUCAGAUACUUCCAACUUUAUCCUUGCUUUUGUAGUUGCUUUAUUAAAGACACAUCAUCUGCAAUCUUCUGUCGUUGCCAUUGAUGUUGAGGGCCACUAUGAUUAAAUUGAAACUGAUAAACCCAAAAUUGGUAACAGGCAAAAGAUCAAUGUCAUAGUUCCAAUGGUUACUGGAGAAAAGAUUAUAACAAAGUCUGAAGCCGACACUACUUGCAUCAA
Molecule: messenger RNA, 2893 nt
Organism: Cuscuta epithymum
Lineage: Eukaryota; Viridiplantae; Streptophyta; Magnoliopsida; Solanales; Convolvulaceae
Source: the annotation of a GenBank genome assembly